AUGCUCAAACUCUUUUGUGCCGCUCUGCCACUUGUGGCCAGAGUUGCCCUGGCUGCUCCAACCGUUGCUGAAAGAUGUCAAGCUCCAGAGCAGCACUCAGUGCCUCUUUCUUCGCCAGUAUCGAGUGGACUGACCGCUUCUCUGCCAUUCGGCUCAGAGCCGCUGGAUACUGAGCCCAUCGUCGUGGAUCCAUUUGCUUCGCAGUCGUCACAUCUAGAGCCAUUGGCUCCCAAUCCACUCGAUCUAGGAUCAGGCGCGGAAUCUCCUGUACCGCCACUGUCAGAUCCAUUACUGGACAAUCCCACUCCUGGGCCAUUUUCUUCUCCGGCAUCAUCAUCAUCAGCUAGAAAUGAUACUUCUUCACAAUCAGAAGCCAAACCUCCGUUCUUUAAGCCAAGCAACACUGGUACAACUAAUGAAAAGAGCUCCUGGACAAGACCACAGGGGAAGAAGAAGAAUGUUGUGUAUUUUACAAACUGGAGCAUCUAUGGCGCAAAUUUUCUGCCUCAACACGUCCCCGCAGAUGAGAUUACGCAUUUGCUGUAUGCGUUUGCUGGAAUUGCCAGCGAUGGAUCUGUCAUCUCGAUUGAUACUUGGGGCGACGAGCAGAAGCGCCUUGGCGACGACCAGAGCUGGGACGAAUCCGGAAACAACGUCCAUGGUGCUAUAGAACAAGUAUUCCUACUGAAGAAGACGCAUCGCUCCAUGAAGACUCUGCUUUCUAUCGGCGGUUGGACUGCGUCGCAAGAGGGCAAGUUUGACCCUGCCAUCAGUUCAGCUGCUGGCCGAAGCCAGUUUGCUCGGACUGCUGUUGAACUUCUCGCCCGUUGGGGAUUCGAUGGUCUUGAUAUCGACUACGAAUACCCUCUUUCUGGAGAAGAGGCGGAAAAUUUUGCGUAUCUCCUCAGAGAGUGCCGAGAAGCUUUGGAUGAUUACGCCCAACGCAAUAACCAAGAUUACCACUACCUUCUCACUGUCGCGACACCUGCUGGCCCUCUGCACUAUAACAUUCUGGACAUGCAGGGAAUGGACAGAUAUGUCGAUGCUUGGCACCUCAUGGCCUAUGACUAUGCUGGCAGCUGGGACGACACGUCGGGAAAUCAAGCAAACGUCUUCGCUGACCCUUAUCAUCCUACUAGCACCAAGUUCAACUCCAACGAUGCAGUAGAUGGCUACCUUGCCAAUGGUAUUGAUCCUAGCAAGAUUAUUUUCGGCCUUCCUCUCUACGGCCGUUCAUUCAUGAACACCCAGGGCAUUGGCCAGCCCUACCAAGGCCUGGGACAGGGCUCCAUUGAGCAGGGUGUCUGGCUAUAUCGCGACCUGCCACGACCUAACUCGGAUGUCUACAUCAGUAGAAAAAUCAUCGCGGCAUUCUGUUACGAUGCAGCAACAGAAGAGCUCGUUUCGUACGAUACCGUCGAGACAGCUCGAAUGAAGGCCGGGUAUCUCAUGAGCAGGGGCCUCGGAGGUGCCGUCUUCUGGGAAGCUUCAGGUGACAAGACUGGAGAGGACAGCUUGGUUAUAACCGUGGCCAGAGAAUUGGGCGACUUGGAUGACUCAAUGAAUAUGCUUGAUUACCCUGAGAGCCCGUUUGAUAACAUUAGAGGUGCAGCCUAG
Molecule: messenger RNA, 1617 nt
Organism: Trichoderma asperellum CBS 433.97
Lineage: Eukaryota; Fungi; Ascomycota; Sordariomycetes; Hypocreales; Hypocreaceae
Biological process (GO): carbohydrate metabolic process; chitin catabolic process
Cellular component (GO): extracellular region
Molecular function (GO): chitin binding; chitinase activity
Source: RefSeq, a predicted model, not a curated record